Arachis stenosperma is the source of this 705-nucleotide messenger RNA. Its product is annotated as vegetative cell wall protein gp1-like. The record is from RefSeq and is a predicted model, not a curated record. Lineage: Eukaryota; Viridiplantae; Streptophyta; Magnoliopsida; Fabales; Fabaceae. The coding region runs from base 1 to 705 and encodes 234 amino acids. The transcript has a single exon.
AUGGGGAAGAAAGUUAUUGCUAAAAGAGCACCGCGUGAAAAGAUUCAUAAGCUUCCUAGACCAUCAACUCGCUCUCAAAACCCCACUUUCACUCCUUCACCUUCUCCUCCUACCUCUCCUCCUCGCUCUGCUCCCAUGGCACGAACCAAGACCACGCCAAGGCACCCUGCCCCCACCAAGCCGACACCACCACCGAAGGCCACAACUUCCAAGCCAGGCUCCUCAAAACCUGGUUCUGCGAAGCCUAGCUCCUCCAAGGGCAAACGUCCAGCACCUGAGGAACCUGUUCCCGAACCAACACAACCCAAAUCCAAGUCGGUUCCUGUGCACUCUCAACGAGUGAAACAUAACAAAGGACCUACUCAAUCUGAGAGGGUGGUCUUAGAUGAUGAAGAUGAUGACUUUGUUCCUGAGGACUCUCCGUCCCUAUCCACUGAGGGUACAUCCAUCUCUAUUGGGAAGAAAUCUGCUUUACUAAAUAUGGUAAAGGAUGUUGUUCAGGAAUUCGUUUUCCAAUCAAAUCACAUGAUUGCAAUGAGCAAAGAACAAAGGAAAUUAGCUAGCAAGCAUGAGAAUUUCCUAAAGAAAUCAAGGGAAAGAGUGGCUGUGUUCAUGACCUUCAUUGAUAACCUUCAAAAGGAUGACGACACUGCCACAGAUGUUGAAGAGGAAGCUGAUUCGGAGGGGAAUGGUUCUAAUGCCUAA